CAAGCUGAGAGCGCUACUCAUUCAGAUUCACAGAGUGCUUGGUCAAGAUGCCGAGCAUUGAGGAGCUGAAGAAGUUCAUCAAGACCCAUGAGGUCAAAGUCGAUGACAUGGAGCAAGAAGUUGCCAACGAGCCUAACAAGAAGAAAAAGAAGGAUUUGGAGAAUGCAUUGAAGAAGCUCCAGAACGAUGAGAAGUACCUGAAGGCCAAGGAGGAGGUCAAGGCAGCCGAAGCCCAGGCCCAGAAAGAGGCCGAGAGGGCUGCACUGAAUGGCAAGGCUACGGACAAGAAGGCGGCCGAGAAGGGCAAGAAGAAGGAGGACACCAAAGCGGCUCCCAAGGUGGACGCCAAGGUGGAUGAGGCCACCUUCAAGGAGAUCGACGAGGCCUUUGCGGCCUCCGGCAAGGAUGCGGCGGACAAGAAGGCCACCGCUGUGAGCACUUUGGAGAUGCUGGCCGCCGCCACACCCUUCGUGCUGCCCAGGUUGUCCCAGCUGAUCCCCCUCUUUGACAACAGCAAGCUUGCAGCGCCGGCGCUGAAGGCCGCUACAGCCAUUGUCCAGAACAUCUCGCCCAAGGGCCACGGAGUGGCGGACUUGGUGAUCCCGCAGCUGCUGGCCGGCAUCGAGGACAAGAAGUGGAAGGUGAAGGCAGGCUGCAUCCAGGUGCUGCUGCCGGCCAUGCAGCAAAUGGAGGGCACCACCACAGUGCAGCUGGCGCAGUGCCUGCCCUCCAUCGUGGCCAAGUUGGCGGAGGCCGCGCUGGAAGUGCGCGCGGAGAUCCGCUCCGCCACAGGCGCUGUCCUCAAGGAGAUCGGUGCCUUCGUGGCCAGCCCAGAGAUCAAGGCGCUUGCCACGGACCUGGUGACGGCCCUAGCGGAACCCACCAAUCAGAAGCACACCCAGGGUGUCUUGGCCAAGAUGGGCAACGCCACCUUCAAGUCCAUGAUCGAUGAGGCUUCCUUGGCCCUGCUGCUGCCCAUUGUGAUGCGUGGCUUGAAGGACCGCGAGGCGAUGAGCAAGAAGUGGUCCGCGCAGAUCUUCGGAUCCGCGGUUCUUCUGGUGAAAGACGUGGACUUUCUCAAGCCAUACCUGGUCACCGCCCUGCCGCUCUUGCAGGCGGCCCUGAACGACUCGGUGCCGGAGGUGCGGCGUGAGGCCGCCAAGGCCUUCGGCAUCCUGGAGCAGGUCCUGCCUGACUACUCCCGUGCGCAUUGCCAGCCGUACCUCUUCAAGAAGCUCCGGGGCCCGGACGCCUCGGAGCAGAUCGGCGCCGCGCUGGGCCUGGGGGAGGUCUUCGUGCGCACGGAGAAGGCCAAGCUUACGCAGUUGGUGCCGGAGGUGCAGAAGGGCGCCAACCACGAGGAUCUCACCGUGCGACGUGGCUUCCUGGAGCUUAUGGAUACCAUGCCGCAGGCAAUGAAGAUGGACUUCGUGCCCUACAUCGAGCGCCUCUUCCCCGCGAUGCUGCUGGGGAUCAACGGCGAGAAGGACCUGAGCGACGACACGGGUCUGAAGGCUGCGCAGGCGCUGGUCGGCCGCUUCGCGGACCUGUGCCCGGAGCUCUUGAUGGCUGCCUUCGAGGGAGCCUAUGCACGGGCGUUGGGGUCCGGGGACUGGAAGAAGCUGCAGGUGGUGAGGGAGAAGUCCAUGCAGCUUCUGCUGAAGACUGCGGAGAAGAUCCUGGAGCACAAGAAGUUCGGUCAGGACCUGCUGACCUGCGAAGAGUGCUCCACAAAGGCCACGCGCUUGCGCGUGCUGAUCCUGGCCUUCGUGGCCCGCAGCGACCCCGACGCCGCGGUGAAGCGGGUGGCCAGCAACGUCUGGAAGACCUCCGGCGGAUCUCCCAAGAUGCAGAAGACCAUCAUCCAGGAGCUCUCGCAGAGCAUCACAAAGUGGUGCGCAGGAUCCAUGGGCGGCGGCCUCCAGAAGGUCGCCAAGGACGCCCUGGCGGAGCUGGUGAAGGCGGGCGAUCUUGAGCAGCCCGCGGAGGUGCCGGAGGCGGUGACCGCGGACUUCGCCUUCGCGGCGCCGGUGUCCACCAACGAGGAGGCGGCGAAGAUCGCCGCAGGUGAGCCACCCAGCAGCCUGUCGGAUGACGAUGCAGACACCAAAGAGGACUGCCAGAUGGUCAAGACAGUGGACAGCUUUUGGAGCAAGCAGAGCAGCUUCGGGGCUCUGCCAGGCGAGCUGCAGAGCCACAUCCGUCACGUGGCCGCCAGCAUCAUCCGCGAGGGCCACAAGAAGAAGGUGCCUGGCCCGAAGGUGGUCGAGGAGCUUCAGCACUGCCUGCCAGUGCUCUGCAGCUGCUACAAGGAGCAGGCCGCCGAGUUCCUGCAGACGGCUCCGGGCCACUGCGAGGCCCUGUGCCGGGAAGCGUUGGGCGCGGACUUUGACGCGGCCCAUGGGGACGGCUACGACGCCGAGACGCUGCUGCGGGUGGAGAACAUGCUGCUGAUGUAUGGCGCGGGCAAGCUGCUGCUGAAGGACACGAUGCUGGAGAUGAAGGCCAACCGCCGCUACGGCGUGGUGGGCCACAACGGUGCAGGCAAGACGACCCUGAUGAAGGAGAUCGUGGCCGGGCGCAUCGUGGGAAUGCCCACGCACUUGCGCUGCGUGCAUGUGGAUGACUCCAAGCUAGGAGAGAUGAGCAAGAGCAGCCUCAACGCCCUGGAAUACGUGCAGAUGAAGGGCAAGGAGAUUGGCGUCAUGGACGUCAGCUACGACAACCUGCGCCAAGUGGGCUUCCCCGAGAAGAUGUUCGAGGUGCCGGUGGCUGAGCUCUCCACUGGCUGGCGCAUGCGCCUCACGCUGGCGGUGUCUAUGCUGAAGCAUGCAGACAUCGUUCUGCUGGAUGAGCCUACGAACCACUUGGAUCAGGAGUCGGUGGACUGGCUGGGUGACUACCUCUUGGGCCUCACAAGGUCUUCGGUCAUGGUCAUCUCCCACGAGCCCAAGUUCUUGAACAAGAUCUGUACCGACAUUAUCUCGUACAAGGACAGGCGACUGGUCUACACCGAAGGCAACUUUGACGCCUUCGUCAUGGCCAAGGGCAUCAAGGCUGACGACAUCGAGGCCUUGCUGUCCGGCAACCUCACGCUGGAUGAGGAGGAGGGUGAGGAGGGCGCGGAGGAGAAGGUGGCCGUGCAGGCGCCCAUCGCGGGUCCUCCGAAGAUCAGCUUCCCCAUCCCCGGCUCUGUGGAGGGCGUGAAGUCCAGCUCCAAGGCAGUGAUCGAGUUCAAGAACCUCUCCUUCCGCUAUGGCAAGGACAAGGACGACCUCCUCAGCCAGGUCUCGGGCAAGCUCUCCUUGGGCUCGAGGGUGGCGAUUUGCGGAAGGAACGGCUGCGGCAAGUCCACACUCAUGACCCUCAUCAGCUCCGAGAUGAAUCCCACUGAGAACAAGGACGGCAAGUUCGGCGAGGUGAUCCGUCACUGCAACCUGCGCGUGGCCUACAUGAAGCAGGACCACCUGAAGACUUUGGGACCCUACUUUGACACAUCUCCGCUGAAUUAUAUCACCCAGCGAUUCAAGAACGGCUAUGACGAGGAGCUGCAGAAGCGCCUCAUCGAGCCGGAGGACGACGAGGAGGCGGCGCGCCGCGCGACCCUGGCCAAGCAGCACGGCAAGUACGGGAACCAGGUGGGGGAGCUGCUGAGCCGCUCCAAGCAGGGCAGCCAGCUCUACUACGAGGUGCGCUGGGAAGGCCUUGACGAUCCCAAGCAGAACACCAUGGUGUCUCUGAAGACUUUGCGCGACAUGGGCCUGGACAAGGUGGUCAUCGCCUGCGACGAGCGCAUCGCUGCCAAGGCGGCGGGCCUGGACCAGCGUCCUCUGACGCGCCGUGAGAUCGUGAAGCACUGCGAGGGCUUCGGAAUCGACGAGGAGAUGUGCUGCAACCAGCAGAUCCGCGGCUUCUCCGCCGGCCAGAAGGUGCGACUCUCUCUUGCAGCCAUGUUCUGGACGAAGCCUCACUUCAUCGCGGUGGAUGAGCCAACGAACUACCUGGACGUGGAGACGGUGGAGGCUUUGUCCAAGGCCCUGAACAACUUCAGAGGCGGCAUCCUCAUGAUCGAGCCCAAGAUGGACUUCGUGGAGAAGGUUUGCAACGAGACCUGGACCUUGGAGGACGGCAAGAUCACGAUCCAGAAGCUGGACAACGGCCUCAAGCGUGUGGCCUAGAGAGGCGAGGAGGCGAGAGAUCGCCGAUUUCACCAGGCAUGCCCGUAAGUCUGAGGCAGGCUAGAACUCGACUCAGCAGUGCUCUUGAGAAUGCGUGUGCUCUCACAGGUUGUACAAAUAGAGGACACCAUGUCUGUG
Molecule: messenger RNA, 4316 nt
Organism: Effrenium voratum
Lineage: Eukaryota; Dinophyceae; Suessiales; Symbiodiniaceae
Source: the annotation of a GenBank genome assembly